GCGGCAGCAUCGUGUCGGCUGCGCGCACGCAUCGCGCUCGCUCCUCACUGGCGAAAGAACGUCAACAAACUGUUUUUGUUUGCUUUUUAGUCACCAAAAAGCAAGGAGAAGAAGAAAAAGGACGCGUUGGAGAAAUUGACUUUGCUUGACUUCUGUUUGGACUUACUUGGUGAAGUUUCUUGCCUUGAAUAUGAUUUGAACGCCAACGAACAGGAUGAAUCUGCGCUUCGUGCAAACGCUGCGUGCCGUGUCGCUGUUGUGGUGGUGGCUGCGCUCGCCGGGGGCGUACGGCCAGUGCGACGAGCCGCCCGAGUCGUCCAAAGUCAACCUUUCGUCAGACCACCGUCUCCCAACGUUCACCGCCGACUUUCCGGUCCAGAACAUGGUGACGCUUGACGGUAUUGUCUACGUGGGUGCCGUCAACCGGAUCUACGCGCUGGCGCCCAACCUUACCAAGCUGUCAGAGUAUCGCACGGGGCCGCUGUUCAGCAACGAGACCUGCGGGUCGGGCGGCGCCGGCGGGGAGGUGGACAACCACAAUUUAGCCCUGGUGGUGGAGAAGAUGUACGACAAAGGCUUGUACAGCUGCGGCUCGGCCGACAACGGCGUCUGCCGCCGCCACGUGUUGGACGACGACGUCAGCCCCAAGACGGUGGACGAGGACGUGUACUGCUUCGCCUCUGAGGUGGGGCUGGGCAGGGGGACACCGGCCGACGCCGACGUGGUGGUCGGUCCGCCGGGCUCACGGGUGCUCAGCGUGGAGAGCAACGUCAUCCUGUUCUUCGCGGGCAACUCUGAGAUUCCCGGUUCGGGAAGCCCGCCCGACGCCGCGGCUCGACCUCACACCGUCUCCCUGAGGAAGAUGAAGACGAGCCAGGACGGGUUCACCUUCUUCUCGGGCCUGUCCCACAUGGAUCUGAUCCCGUCGCUGCGCGGGAAAUACUACCUGCAUUACGUCCACUCCUUCCACAGCGGGCCCUUCACGUACUUCCUGACGGUGCAGCAGGUGAGCCGGCACUCGCCGUCUUUCCACACGCGGAUCGUGCGGAUGUGCUCCUCGGAUCUGGUCAUCCGCCGCUACGUGGAGCUGCCGCUGGAGUGCAUCAGCACCGACAAGCGGCGGCGACGCUCGGUCGAGGAUGUCAAGGUGUUCAACCUGCUGCAGGCGGCGCACGUGACCAAGGUGGGCGACGACGUGGAGCUGCAGCGCCAUCUGAAGGUGGAGGAGGGUGACGACGUGCUCUUCGCUGCCUUCGCGCGCGGCAAACCCGACUCCAGCGAGCCCACCGCCAACUCGGCCGUGUGUGUCAUGAGCAUCAAGCACCUCAACAACAUGUUCCAGAUGUACAUGCAGAAGUGCAACACAGUGGACCCGUACCAUUUCACCGGCUCUGAUGGCAGGGCCUGCUACAACAUGAGCUCGUCAGACGAGUGCGACCCGCACGAGGGCAUCCAUGAGGGCAAGGAGGGCAAGUACCGCCUGCAGGUGACCCAGUUUGUGCAGCGUCUGGAGUACUGGCACAAGGAUCUCACCGGAACCCUGGUAACCUCCAUCAAGGUGCUACCUGUCCAUGGGCACGCUGUUGCUUUCCUUGGCACCGCCGAUGGACGCCUCAUCCAGGUUCGCUUCUCCCGCUUGGCCUCACCACACGUCAACCUGCGCUUGGACUCGCAACCCGUCACGUCCUCGGUGGCGCUGCUCAACGGACAGGACGGCGGAGCUCUGCUGUUGGCAACCGGGAACAAGAUCACCAAGGUUCCCCUGAUUGGACCAGGCUGCGGUCAGCUGACGACCUGCACUUCCUGUUUACUGUCGUCGCGGGUGACGGAGUGCGGCUGGUGUGAUGGCCGCUGCACCCGAGCCCACCAGUGCCCCGUACCCUCCAGCUGGACACAGGAGUACUGUGUGCCCAUCGUCACCAAGGUGUCUCCGUCGUCUGGGCCACUUCGAGGCACCACCGUGGUGACCGUUUGCGGCCGGAACUUCGGCUUCGACCGGACAGAAAGCUUUAAGGCGUCGCUGGUGAGCGUGGAGCUGGCCGGCACCCCCUGCAAACUUCCCAAACAGGACAACCUUAACAGGUGGACUGAGAUGCAGUGUUCCCCCACCAUCGCUGGGAACUUCACCCCGUCGGGACACGCCGUCAAGGUCACCAGUGGACACAAGGUCGUGCACAUGGAGGGCGCCUUCACCUUUGUGGAUCCAGUGAUCGACAAGAUCUUCCCGACGUUCGGGCCCAAGUCCGGCGGCACCAUGCUGACCAUCACAGGUUCUUUCCUGGACACCGGCAACAAACAAGAGAUUACUGUUGGCAAGGCGGCCUGUAAAAUCCAGAGUUUGUCAUCGGCCAUGCUGACCUGCAAAACGCCGCCGCACGCGGUCCCGUCGGCACAGCCUGUCAAACUAACGGUGGACUCCGUAGAGCGCCACGCUCCCACCCUCUUCACCUACAACCAGGACCCUCUCAUCAACAGCAUCCAGCCGUCACGCUCCUUCAUCAGUGGAGGCUGCACGCUGUCGGCUCACGGCUUCUUCCUGCAGUCGGGCCUCCAGCCUGAAAUGGUCCUGACCACCGGACAAGAUGCCGUCGUCUUCCACGUGAGUUGCGUGUAUGGCGAGAACCGCACCUCCAUCCAGUGUACCACGCCCUCCCUUGCCAAACUGUCCCUGCCGCCGCCGGUGGUCACUAAGGUGGCGUUUAUCCUGGACGGAUACUCCACCGACCAGUGGGACCUUAUCUACGUGGAGGACCCCCUCUUCCAGGACCCCAAGCUCACGUCCAAGGACAACAAGAGCGUCGUGGAGCUCAAGGGCGACCACAUGGACCGGGAGGCGAUGAAGUGCCAGGUGCUGACCGUGUCCAACCGCAGCUGCGAGAGCCUCACGCUGGUGGGCAACACGCUGGAGUGCACCGUCCCCAACGAGCUGCAGGCAACCACCGCCAAGGGGCUGCAGGUGGAGUGGCGACAGGCCGACUCCAUCCGUCACCUGGGCAAGGUGACGUUGGCGCAGGAACAAGACUACACGGGUCUGGUGGUGGGUUGUGUGCUGGUCACCCUGCUCCUGCUGAUGCUCGCUACGCUGCUCAUGUGGCGCAGGAACAAGCGCAUUGACGAUCUGUCUGAGGUGUGGUACGACGGCCGCGGUGACAUCCAGCAUCUGGACAGGCUUGCUAGCGCCAGGGGUGUCAGUCCCACUAACGAAAUGGUGUCUCACGAGUCUGUGGACUAUAGAAGUACGCUGCUGGACGACCAGAACACAGAGCGACCCGAGACGUGCCGGGCAGCCCCCAUCCUGUACGGGUCCGGCCGGGAGCCGCUAUCUCCCCGAAUGGGGGCCCUGGCCCGCGGGUUUGGGAUGGAAAGCGAGCUGGUGUCGCCGCUGCUGAUGGCGCCGGUCCACAUCGACCUGACCAGUCUGCAUCCGGACCUGCUGAGCGAGGUCCAGCAUGUGGUGAUCGCCCGGGACAGACUCCUGCUGCACCUCAACCAAGUCAUCGGGAGAGGUCACUUUGGAUGCGUCUUCCACGGAACCUUGCUAGAGCCGAACGGUCAGAACCAACACUGCGCCAUCAAGUCUCUGAACCGUCAAGCAGAAUGGAACAUCUGUAUCCCUUUUACGCCGGAACAGUUUUACUGUGUCACAGUGGAGUUUUUAAGCUUACGCUGUGGUUUCUUAGUAUUAUAAUUGAAGUUUAUUGAGAAUCAGAGUCGAUCAGUUGAACAGAACAACGUUUCUAGAGGGGAGAGAGAAACAAAGACAAAAGACAAAGCACUAAUUGUAAACAGGAUGAGAAAAGUAAGUCAUUACAUUAUCGACAACAAUGAAACAUUAAAUAGGAGGCUGAGGACCCCACCCAGUCAAUCGAGGGGCAGCAUGAGGCCCAGGGGUCCACCCGAGAGCAGCCCGGUGGACGGGACACGUCCCACACCGAGGGACCCAGGGCGGUCCACCGGCGCCCCGACAACUGGCCACCCGGUGGGGGUCGCAGAGACCCAAUGCCCAAUGCCAAUGCCACCCCCCCCCCCCCUCCCCCCACACACACACACACACACCCAGGAGAGCCAGACGCCCGCCCCACCCCCUCAACCUGCAGGGCCCGCGUUUUGUAACCUGUUUUGAUCAUGUUUUAUUGUUUAAAACAUUUGUACUUUUUGUAGUUUUGGACUUUUUAAAGUAGUGUAAUGUUAUCUGUUAUUUUUAAUGUUCUUAUUAUUAUUCCUUUUGUUAAUAUUAAUGUAUUUUAUAUUUAUAUAAUAACAUAUAAUGACUAAGCAGACAUAGUAACAGACAUUCCGUUGCCAUCCUAGCGAAACAUUUCCAAUCAAAUACAGUAUGACAUCACAAUCACGUUACAGGAGCAUCACUGUAUUUCUUUUCUUUAAUGGUAGUGGGCUAAAAGUGAUGAAUUUGCGUGGCCUGGUGAGGAUUUUAAUCAACUAAAGACGAGAGUGAGGGCACAAAAUGGGAUGAGGUCUCAUCCCCUGGGAUCUCAACCUUUUGAUUCCUCGUCUCUUUGUUGCCUUUUGUUCCACGUGGAGGCUUCUUCCCGUCGCUAUGACAACCAGCGAAAGGGCACACAGGACCUCAAGUCCAUAAAUGUAAUUCCGAUGUCACACUUUCAUACAAAGAUCCUGCAAAAUCGAUUUGAGUUGGAAAACUUACACCAGGUCACAGACUCAUUUUGACGUCAUGUGGAGGCGAGUCCGACUAUAUCUAGUCGGAACUUCUCGGCCUCGCACACCAGCUUGGGCUCCUUCCCUACCAGAGAGGUGACGUUCCACGUCCCUAGAGCCAGCUUCUGUAGCCGGGGAUCGGAUCGCCAAGGUCCCUGCCUUCGGUCACCGCUCAGCUCACAAUGCACCCGACCCCUAUGGCCCUUCCGACAGGUUGUGGGCCCAUGGGAAGGGGGACCCACGUUACCCUUUCGGGCUGUGCCCGGCCGGGCCCCACGGGUGCAGGCCCGGCCACCAGGCGCUCACCUUCGAACCCCAGCUCCAGGCCUGGCUCCAGAGGGUGGCCCCGGUGACCCGCGUCAGGGCAAGGGAAAACGUUUUCCUCUGUUGGCAAUCAUCAUAGGGGUAUUUGGAGCCGUGCUUUGUCUGGUCUCUCACCUAGGACCUGUUUGUCAUGGGUGACCCUGCCAGGGGCAUAAAGCCCCAGACAACUUACCUCCUAGGAUCAUUGGGACACACAAACCAAACAAAUCUAACAUACACGUACACAUACUGGGAACAGCACGGCUAAGAGAAAUCCAUCCAUCCAUCCAUUUUCUGAGCCCCUUCUCCUCACUAGGGUCGCGGGCAUGCUGGAGCCUAUCCCAGCUGUCAUCGGGCAGGAGGCGGGGUACACUCUGAACUGGUUGCCAGCCAAUCACAGGGCACAUACAAACAAACAACAAUUCGCACUCACAUUCACACCUACGGGCAAUUUAGAGUCUCCAAUUAAUGCAUGUUUUUGGGAUGUGGGAGGAAACCGGAGUGCCCGGAGAAAACCCACACAGGCACGGGGAGAACAUGCAAACUCCACACAGGCGGGACCGGGGAUUGAACCCGGGUCCUCAGAACUGUGAGGCUGACGCUCUAACCAGUCGGCCACCGUGCCGCACGGCUAAGAGAAAUGCUACAAAAUGAAGGGAAUAGAUACAAUUUUAUGGGACAAAUAUUAUUAAUACAAUUUUAUGGGACAAAUAUUAGAAUUUGGGUUGUAAAUGUAUGUCAGCCUGACCCUGACUUUUACCAAUCGGCAAAUGGAAAUUUGGAAUCAGGGUGGGGGAGGGUUGUAUUUCCUGGGUCAUCAUUUGACGCAGACGGACUGACCUGCUUCCAGAGGCACCCUUCACGUAACUUCUUUCACCCCAC
Molecule: messenger RNA, 5862 nt
Organism: Phycodurus eques (leafy seadragon)
Lineage: Eukaryota; Metazoa; Chordata; Actinopteri; Syngnathiformes; Syngnathidae
Gene: met
Product: MET proto-oncogene, receptor tyrosine kinase
Exons: 18
Coding region: 215-3688 (1157 amino acids)
Biological process (GO): nervous system development; regulation of GTPase activity; protein phosphorylation
Cellular component (GO): semaphorin receptor complex; membrane
Molecular function (GO): ATP binding; protein binding; transmembrane receptor protein tyrosine kinase activity
Source: RefSeq, a predicted model, not a curated record